Molecule: messenger RNA, 919 nt
Organism: Effrenium voratum
Lineage: Eukaryota; Dinophyceae; Suessiales; Symbiodiniaceae
Source: the annotation of a GenBank genome assembly
GAAAAGGAAAGAAUAUUGACGUCCCAGCCGUUUCUUCCUGACGCUUGCCGCUUAGGGUCACACGGAGAGGUCGCAAGGCGGGAUGCCGAGACCAUCAUGGGUCCUGCCCGCCACCCUUGGCGUGACCUCUCUGAUCGUGGCGUUACUCGUCACCAGAAGCAGGGCCGAUGGCGAAGUGCUGAAGCAGCGCCCGCUGCUGCUGCAAGUGCUCCGUGAGCUCUCGCGCAGGUUCUUCUUGGUGUGCCAAGACGUGGCUGCCAUCGCCAACACGGUCAGGGCGAAGAUGGAGGCGAGCCAGAUGUCCAUUGCGGAGCAGACGCUCCAGGAGCAGCUUCUGAAGCAAUGCCAGGUCUUUGAGAAGCUGCAACAGAUCCAGAAAGAGGUGGCGUCCAGCAACGGCUUGACGGAGGAAGAGUUGGAGAGGAUGCAGGAGCAGGAUCAGGACCCAGAAGUCCAGUCCUACGCCGAAGGCUUCCGUGCCAUGCUGGAGGAGGCUUUGCAGGGCCUCAGCCCCGUGCUCCCCAACGUCAAAAUACCUGAAGCGCUGACGCACGACACGGCGCUCGCCUGGCAAAUGGAAGCGCAGGAUCUGGAAGCUGCGGAGGCGCUGGGCCGUGUGACCAAACCCCGGGUGGCCUUGCGCGAGCUGGGCGAGGCCCUCACGGCCGCCAACAAGGCGGCCUGGGCAGCGGUGCUGAAGGGCCAUGCUGACCUGCUCGAGGGCAACGGCGCCGAGGUGUACCACAGCGCCAUGGCCAUCUAUGGCCGUGACCCUGCCUUCGCGCAGCGGAAGUUGAAGUUGGAGCAGGAGCACCAGGAGCGGAUGAUCAAGCUCUUCCAGCCAGAUGGCACUGGCCAUGUGACUGUGAAGAGAUGAGAAUUCCUGCCUGCAGUGAGCCAAGAGCAGAGAGCUGUGACA